AUGUUCGCAGAAUCCCAACCCCCCAGCAGCGGUGGCGACACCCCCAAGCUCCGGGCUGCUUGUGAGAACUGCCGUCAGUCGAAAGUGAAAUGCAACCUGGGAGGGAAGAACACCUGCAUCCGCUGUCUUCGCCAUGGCCUUCCUUGUCGAUACCGGGUCGCCAACCGAUCCGGCAAGCCGAAGGGGAGCAAGAACCGAGCUACGCUGCGAAAGCUGGGCCAGCUCCAGGACGAGAAGCCGGUGCAGGGCUCGCACAGCGCGCGAGAGCCGAAGAAGGCCGUGGAGCCGGUGUGUCCGCCGGAGUAUGAGGUCGACCGCAGAUUCGAGUACCAGACAAGCGAGCCGAGUCAGCCGCGGCUGUCUGAGAGUCCACAGAUGCACGACUCCCACCCGACAAUCGACGCCUGCAUGCUAGUGAAUGAGACGCCCAUCGACUACACGGCCACCUAUGGCGGCCCGUUCUCCCCCGCCAUGCCGAUGUGCACGCCGGCGUCGAUGUCGCCGACAUCGCCCACCUUCCUGCAAAAGGAGUUCAUCACGAAAGGCCUGGCCAGCUUCCCGCUGGCCGUGCACAUCCCCGGCGCCUUACCACCGCGCUGCGAGUGCGACGAGGCGCUUGGCUUCCACCUGAACGGACUGCGACAUAUGGUGGUCGACCCGGCGCGGCUGCGCUUCGACCAGGGCUUGCAGGCGAUCAAGACGGCGCUCGCCGUGUGCCAGGGGUUCCUGCGGUGCGCGCGCUGUCCAAAGGGCAACACGAACUUCCUGGUCUCGCUGUCGACGCUGGACCUCGUGCUGCAGCUCUUCGACUUCUGGGUGAGCUGCGAGUUCGCAGCCCACGGCCACGGCCACGGGCCGCCGGCGUCGUCGCUGGAGGCCGAGCCCAUGGCUUACGGCGAGUACGAGACAGCGCCCGAGGAGGCGCGGCACAUGCGGCGGGUGGUGCUGCGCGGGCGCCUGCUGCAGUGCAAGGAGGUGCUGGGCCUGCUGCACGAGGCCGUGGAGCUGGCCGAGGGCCAGGGCCUGAGCAGUAGCAGCAGCAGUAGCGAGGCGCUGGACGGGAGCUGGCUGCAGCAGAUCAUCCGCGGGUAUGCGAGCGCGACGGAGUCCCUCCUCCAGCCGCUGGGGUGUAUUUGCGGAGGCAGCGCGGUGCAACUAGCGCAUAGACCGAGUACCGGGUUAGAUAGGCUGUAG
Molecule: messenger RNA, 1194 nt
Organism: Aspergillus terreus NIH2624
Lineage: Eukaryota; Fungi; Ascomycota; Eurotiomycetes; Eurotiales; Aspergillaceae
Exons: 2
Coding region: 1-1194 (397 amino acids)
Biological process (GO): regulation of DNA-templated transcription
Molecular function (GO): zinc ion binding; DNA-binding transcription factor activity, RNA polymerase II-specific
Source: RefSeq, a predicted model, not a curated record